CCAGAACAGGAUGGGAAAGCUACAGUCGGGGUGGAGGUAACCUUGGAUAACUGCAAGAGAAACAGAUCCUUUGUCCUCUGUCUCUGUCUCUCACUCUCUCUCUCUGCUUCGACAUGGAUCAGGACGACGAGAACCCAUCCGAGAUCAACAGGAAAAGAAAGUUGCAGCCUGGGCUCUUGAUUCUGCCUCUGCCAAAGCACCAAUGCUGGGAUCGAAGCCCUAUUCAUUUGUCUACAUUCAAUAAGCACUCGGAAGAAGAUGACACAUCUAAAGUCGCAAUCAAGGGAAAGGUGGAAAUAGGCGACAGCAUCGAUGGUUCGGGACCUGAAUCGGAAAAGGAUAGUAACAGCCACAUGGAAAAUUCCGAUUCCGCUAUGUCAUUGUAUGGAGUAGAUAACUGGGACACUGAGUCUGCCUCAAUAACCAAUGGGCAUUCAGCAUCGUUCACCAGUUAUGGGUGUGCGAAUUCGGAAAAUUCAUCUUAUUCAUUCGAUAGCAUGAUGAUACUGGAUAAACAGGAUGGUAAAGAUAAUCUAGUGCUAGGUCUUCAGGACGUCAUUCCUCUCAGUGGCGACAGUCAAUUACGAGUACAGCAGAUCCUGGAGGAGCAUCUCCUUCAAUUUGGAAACCAUGCAGACCACAUAUGCUCGGAAGAGGGAAAGGACUGCAUUGACCAAUGCCAUGAUGAUGAAACCGAAGAUAUCAUCUACUCCGACUGUGGGGCUUCCAAUAAUUUUGUCCUUUCCUCUGGAAGAUGGAUCGUCAACCGAGAAGCCCAACACGGUACGAGAAGACCGACAAUAGACCAAGAGUUUGAGCAGUACUUCUCCACACUCAUGCUGUAGCAGGGCAUUGCCGGAAAUAAACGACAAAUGCAGAUAUUACUGAUAUCAGCUUCCUGGAUCAUUGCCCUGUACUCUGCCGUAGGUAUGGAGGUUAUAAAUCAGUCUCGCCGCACUUUUCGGUUGUUGCAUACUCUAAAAUAAAAAUAAUCGCCAGCAAAUCUUGAGGGAACUUCUUUGAUGAUAUAUUGCCUAAGCUUUUGGUUGGGAUGUAUGCACAUACCUCUGUCUUCGCUAGUAAA
This is a messenger RNA of Rhodamnia argentea, 1084 nucleotides long. RefSeq lists its product as uncharacterized. The record is from RefSeq and is a predicted model, not a curated record. Bases 114 to 845 code for a protein of 243 amino acids. NCBI's taxonomy places the organism in Eukaryota, Viridiplantae, Streptophyta, Magnoliopsida, Myrtales, Myrtaceae. The transcript is spliced from 3 exons. Gene Ontology annotation, biological process: response to red or far red light.